Messenger RNA from Vespa crabro (European hornet), 1828 nucleotides. It is a transcript of the gene LTV1, whose product is annotated as protein LTV1 homolog. The record is from RefSeq and is a predicted model, not a curated record. Lineage: Eukaryota; Metazoa; Arthropoda; Insecta; Hymenoptera; Vespidae. The transcript has 7 exons. Gene Ontology annotation, biological process: ribosomal small subunit biogenesis; ribosomal small subunit export from nucleus. Bases 293 to 1747 code for a protein of 484 amino acids. Gene Ontology annotation, cellular component: nucleus; cytosol; preribosome, small subunit precursor.
CUAUUAUAUAUUUACAAUAAAUAUAUUAAUAAAUGAACAAAAAAUAUUUAUGUGUGUGUGUAUAAAUUUUUCUUACUCAUACAUAUAUUGUAGAAAAAGUAAUAUAAUAUAUUAUAGUUGAUAAUCACGGAUUGUAACAUGUGCGCCAUGUGAAUUUUGUUUGCUAGUGUGGGAUAAAAAAAAACAUUAAAUAUCUAAACAGAUAAGAAGUUAAAUCAAUUUUUCAUUGUUCUUUAAUAGAAUACAUUAUCAGUUUUAAUUGAGUGUAUUAUAAUAUUAAAAAAAAAAAAAAAUGCCGAAGGGUAAAACGAAGAAGUUUAUUGACAAGAAAAAUUCAGUCACAUUUCAUUUAGUACAUCGUUCACAAAAAGAUCCAUUGAUAGCUGAUGAAACAGCACCACAAAGAGUACUUGUGCCAGCUGGCGAAACACAAGCUACUAAAUUAGAAAAGAAACCAUUGGAUAAGAAAAAACGUGUAGAAGAACAGCAAAAAUAUGGAAUAUAUUUUGAUGAUGAUUAUGACUACUUGCAACAUUUAAAAGAUGUUAAUACUUUGGAUGUUGAAUGGGUACAUGUUGAUCCUGUAAAUGUUAACGAAGAUAAAAAGAAAGAAGAUUGUAAGCUUAAUUUACCAUCAUCUGUAUUUGCUUCAAAUGUUGAAGAGAAAAUUGGUUUGCUAAAUAAAGCUGCACCAGUAUCUGGACUUAGAUUAGAUAUAGAUCCAGAUAUAGUAGCGGCAUUGGAUGAUGAUUUUGAUUUUGAUGAUCCAGAAAAUGAAUUAGAAGACAAUUUUAUAGAAUUGGCAAAUGCUAAGUGUUGUGAUGAAGGAGACCUUGAAGAUGAGGAAUAUGAAGAUGAAUUUAGCGAGGAAGAAGAUACCGAUGCUUCAAGUAAUGGUCAGAUGGAACUUUCCGAUGAAGAAAGAGAUGAAUUAUGUAGCUUAAAUGGUCCUCAACAUACUUUCAAGGAUGAAGAAACAAAGUCAAGAUUUACAGAAUAUUCAAUGAGUAGUAGCGUAAUGAGAAGGAACGAGCAACUGGCACUGUUGGAUGAAAAAUUUGAUAAAAUGUAUUCCGUAUACGACGAUAAUGAGAUUGGUGCUCUAGAUUGGGACGACAUAGAAGGACAUAUUGCAUCUGAUUCUAAUAUGGUUUUACAAUGUGCCAAAGAAUUUGAAAAAUUACAAAAAGAAGAUAUGGAAAAUGUAGCAGAACUUAUGCGAGAAAGAAUGAAAAUUAUAGAACAAGAGUACUCAAGUUCUGAUGAAGAUGAUUUAAUAAAGUUAUUUGUUGAUGCUAGAGAAAAAGAUAAAUGGGAUUGUGAAAGUAUUAUAAGCACAUACAGUAAUAUUUAUAAUCAUCCUAAACUUAUUGUAGAACAAAAAGUUCCAAGGAAAAUAAAAAUUCAUUCUAAAACUGGUAUACCAAAAGAUGUAUUAGAUGGAUCACCAGGAAAAUUAACUUCAAAAGCAUUAGCGCAAUUUAAUUUACAAAAUAAAGAUACAAAAUCGACAGAUACACGAUCUGUAGCAGAGACUAUGAAAUCUAAUUUAAGUGUUUUAAGUAUAAGGCCCAAGGAUGAAUCUCCUGAUGAAAGAAAAAAAAGAAAAAAAGCAUUAAAAGAAUACAGAAAGGAAAGGAGAAUAGAACGUAAAGCCAACAAAGAAGCAUUCAAGGAAGAAAAGAAACGACAAGAGAAGAUAUUGCUAAAUACUAGACAAAAUAUUCAGGGUAAUCGUAUAUUGUAAUGAAGUGAAUGCUGUAAAAUAAAUUAUAUUUGUUGUUUUUAUGUAUCAUAAAUAAAAAAAAAAAAAAUUUUUUUAAUUUAA